This is a messenger RNA of Coffea arabica (coffee), 2938 nucleotides long. RefSeq names its product G-type lectin S-receptor-like serine/threonine-protein kinase At1g11300. Gene Ontology annotation, biological process: protein phosphorylation; recognition of pollen. Gene Ontology annotation, cellular component: plasma membrane. The record is from RefSeq and is a predicted model, not a curated record. NCBI's taxonomy places the organism in Eukaryota, Viridiplantae, Streptophyta, Magnoliopsida, Gentianales, Rubiaceae. Gene Ontology annotation, molecular function: protein serine/threonine kinase activity; ATP binding.
CCUUCCCAACUUGGAAUGGUUCUUGAGAUUAGAUUGUCACUUCUGCUAGAAGAGAAAUUGAAAGGAUGAACAUGGAAUUACAUCCUGACUUGGUCUAAAGUGGCUGUCAAGAAUUCCACCAAUUCUGUGGAAUGGAUGGAUAAAAAGUACUUCAAAAUGGAAUAAAGAAAGGCUCUUGAAUAGUUUCCAUAGUAUCGUAGUCAUAGACCAAUUAGAAACAUUUCUUCACCGUCAAUGUGGGAAUCCUUUGUUCUCCUACUCGCUUGCAGCUUUGGGGUUUGUAUUGCGUUAGAUACCAUUACCAUCACUCAGCCUAUCCAAGACUCUGAAACUAUAGUUUCCGCUGGGCAAAAAUUCAAAUUAGGAUUCUUUAGUCCUGAAAACAGUAGUGAUCGCUAUGUUGGAAUAAUGUAUAACCUACCUGGAACAGCCAUUAUAUGGGUGGCUAAUAGAGAGAGACCUCUGAAUGAUUCCAGGGGAACCGUGGUAAUCCUGGAAGAUGGAAAUCUUGCUGUCAUAAAUGGAGUGAAGGACAUGCUAUGGUCUACUAAUGUUUCAAGUUCUUCGGCGAAUUCUAGUGCACAACUCCUGGAUACUGGGAACCUGGUCUUGACAGACGAGUCAAACGGGAGAAUCAAGUGGGAAAGUUUUGAGCAUCCUACAGACUGUUUUUUGCAAUACUCGAAAUUAGGUGCUAGUACAACAGGGUCGAUCAAAAUAACCUCAUGGAGAAGCCCUUCAGAUCCUUCUGUUGGAACUUUCUCUGCAGGUCUCAGCCUCUCACAAAUUCCCCAACUCUUUGUUUGGAAUAAUAGUAGCCCUUACUGGCGGAGUGGCCCAUGGAGUGGUACCGCGUUUAUUGGGAUAGCCGGCAUGGCUUCUGCAAAUUAUCAAGUAAUGGAUGUGUUGAAAGACAAUUCCGGAUCUCCAUAUGUCACUUAUAACUAUGUUGAUACUCCUUUUUUUUACUAUCUGUUGAGUUCAUCAGGGCAUAUACGGUCAAUGUUUUCAAGUGGAAAAGGAGACUGGACCAUAAACUGGUCAAGUCAACUGAGCCAAUGUGAUGUUUAUGGAAAAUGUGGACCUUAUGGGAGCUGUAAUCCUAAGGGUUACCCAAUCUGCACAUGUCUGCCAGGUUUCAAGCCAAGCGAUCAGGAGGAAUGGAAUCAAGGAAACUGGACAGGUGGUUGCAUAAGAAAAGAAUUGCUGCAAUGUCAGAGAAAUGAAUCUGCCAGUAGAGAGGACAACCAAGAUGGAUUCAUGAAUCUUACACACAUGAAAGUUCCUGAUUUUGCUGAGCCAAUGGCAAUUACAGAACAAGAAUGUCGUAAAAACUGCUUAGACAAUUGCUCAUGCACAGCUUAUGCAUUUUAUGUUGGCAUAGGAUGCAUGCAAUGGAGUGGCAUUUUGAUCGAUUCAGAGCAGCUUCCCUUAGAUGGGACAAACUUAUAUAUUCGGGUACCAAAUUCUGAACACGAUACGAAAAGGGGUUUCAAAGUUGCAAUUGCAAGCACAGUGUCUGCAGCAGCUGUACUCCUUGCACUCUGUGUGUGUCUUUGUUGGAAGUGUAUAGCCAAGCACAAAGGGAAUGAGCAACAAGCUAAGUUAUCACGGAUGGAAGAAGUGCAUAAAGUGGAAGAUAUGGUUACUGUAACCAUGAACCAAGCCAAGUUUGAAAAGCUACCCCUGUAUACUUAUGAAGCAUUGGCUAAUGCAACGGAUAAUUUCCACUCAAACAAAAUAAUAGGGAAAGGUGGCUUUGGUCCAGUCUAUAAGGGAAAGCUGUUUGAUGGCCUGGAAAUUGCAGUAAAGAGGCUUUCAAAUUCUUCAACUCAAGGGAUUGAGGAGUUUAUGAAUGAAGUCAUGGUUAUUUCGAAACUCCAACACCGGAAUCUCGUUAGACUUCUGGGCUGCUGCGUUGAAAGAGAAGAAAAAAUGCUAGUCUACGAGUAUAUGCCAAACAAAAGUCUAGACGCCUAUUUAUUUGAUGCCAAUAAACCAAACAUACUUGAUUGGAGAAGACGUGUGAUCAUUGUUGAGGGGAUUGGUCGAGCCCUCCUUUACCUUCACAGAGAUUCAAGACUGAAAAUUAUUCAUAGAGAUCUGAAAGCAAGCAACAUCCUCUUAGAUGAAGAGCUCAAGCCAAAACUAUCAGAUUUCGGUUUCGCCAGAAUUUUCGGAGGCAACCAAGAUCAAGCCAAUACUAACAGGGUCGCGGGGACAUAUGGCUAUAUGGCACCAGAAUAUGCAAUGGAAGGAAGAUUUUCUGAAAAGUCGGAUGUCUAUAGCUUUGGAGUGCUAUUAUUAGAGAUUGUUAGUGGAAGAAGAAAUACUACCUUCUAUAGUGAUGAGAAUGAGCUGAGCAUGCCAGGACAUGCGUGGAAGUCAUGGAAUGAAAAUGAAGCAGCAAAACUGAUAGAUCCCGCAAUAUUUGAUCUGGGCGCCAUAACAGAGAUGUUGAGAUACAUCCAUGUAGGAUUAUUGUGUGUGCAAGAAUCUGCAAAAGACAGGCCAGAUGUCUCUGCUGUUCUUUUAAUGCUUACUAGUGAAAUUUCAAAUCUCCCUCGCCCCAAAUUCCCAGCUUAUACUGGACGAAUAGGUUUCUCAGAAAAGUCUUCUCGACAAAGGGCUUAUUCCAUUAACGACAUAAGCUUAUCAUCUAUUGAAGGCCGAUAGCCCAGCACAGUGCAUAUUGUUUUUCAGCCACCAGUUUUUACCAUUCUAUGUACAAAAGCUGUUAAUCCACGACAUGAAGGACUCUAUCUAUUUUGGUAUCAACGUCGUUAAGGAAAAUAGUUUAUAAAUUGUUCCGCAUUUUAUAAAUCCCAUGAUCUCCUUUUUGUUUCCUGACAAUUUAUUCUUGUUCAUUCUGGUUUUCUGUUCUCAUUAUCUGGAUCCUUUAUUGUAUGUCAUCUCCAUUUUCAUCUUUUUGUUCUUA